AUGUUAAUCCAGGCACUGAAGACAUUUCACCCACCUAAGACAGGGUUGAUGAGGAUGGGUCAGCUGGUAAAGGCACAGGGUACCAAACCCAAUGAUCUGAGAUCAGUCUCCAGGAUCCAUGUGGUAGAACAAGCGGGGGCUUCAGUGUCCGGUUCCUUUGGAACAGGAACUCAUGUGAAGCUCCCAGGACCAGCACCUGACAAGCCCAAUGUUUAUGACUUCAAAACCACAUAUGACCAGAUGAACAAUGAUCUCCUCAGGAAAGACAAAGAACUCUAUACACAGAAUGGAAUUUUGCAUAUGCUGGACAGAAACAAAAGGAUCAAGCCCCGGCCAGAAAGGUUCCAGAACUGCAAGGACCUGUUUGACCUGAUCCUCACUUGUGAAGAGCGAGUCUAUGACCAGGUUGUAGAAGAUCUGAAUUCCAGAGAACAGGAGACCUGCCAGCCAGUGCAUGUGGUCAACGUGGACAUCCAGGACAACCAUGAAGAGGCCACCCUAGGGGCUUUCCUUAUCUGCGAGCUCUGCCAGUGUAUCCAGCACACUGAGGAUAUGGAGAACGAGAUCGAUGAGCUGCUGCAGGAGUUUGAGGAGAAGAGUGGCCGGGCCUUUCUGCACACUGUCUGCUUCUACUGAGCCACUCUCUCGUGGACCGUGCACGUCCUGACUUGCACAGCCGCUUUUGGAGCCACUUUUUCAAUGUGUUUUCUCUUCUGAUAUUUGUUUAUACUGCUAGGUGUACGUCGCCAAUGUACUGUACAUAUGGAAUGAGAAGUACACAGAAAUGCCAGAUUGAAAUCCAUUGUUUUUAACCAAAAAAAAAUAAAAAAAUAAAGACGGUUUACUGUACAGCCUA
Molecule: messenger RNA, 856 nt
Organism: Arvicola amphibius (Eurasian water vole)
Lineage: Eukaryota; Metazoa; Chordata; Mammalia; Rodentia; Cricetidae
Gene: Ssu72
Product: SSU72 homolog, RNA polymerase II CTD phosphatase
Biological process (GO): termination of RNA polymerase II transcription
Cellular component (GO): mRNA cleavage and polyadenylation specificity factor complex; nucleus
Molecular function (GO): RNA polymerase II CTD heptapeptide repeat phosphatase activity
Source: RefSeq, a predicted model, not a curated record